This is a messenger RNA of Magallana angulata, 3131 nucleotides long. RefSeq lists its product as uncharacterized. The transcript has 14 exons. Bases 1 to 1125 code for a protein of 374 amino acids. Lineage: Eukaryota; Metazoa; Mollusca; Bivalvia; Ostreida; Ostreidae. The record is from RefSeq and is a predicted model, not a curated record.
AUGAUCGCAUUCGGCACACCUCGGCAGAUUCGUACCUCAUUUGAUGAUGAACAAGUCAGUGAGAAAAGCAGAGAACCCGGCAACGGAGAAGCGACAAGCAAGGAGGAGGACAAGAGGGAAGACAAUAGAGGCGGAGAUGAAAGUAAAGAUAAUUGCAAGGAGGCAGUGAUUGAGGAAGGAGAUGAUCAUCAACUCUCAUCAGGAGAUGAUAGUUACGUCACCUGUGUAGAAGUUCUAAGCGAUGAUGAGAGCAAAACAGCAAAAGACAAUGAAAUCACUAGGGAGGAAAGUGCUGGCUCCACCGCUAGUUAUGAGCUUGGUGAAUCAAGCAAGGGAGAAUGUGGAACCGGUGGUGAAAAGGGGGAUGAGGACGGAACACAACCGAAAGAAAUGCCCAUAAAGGGAAUUCUUGCAGUUAAACUAAAGACCGAAAAGAAGAAUGUACAAAGCGAUUUUCUCGAAGUACGACCUGAAAAUAUUGGUAUGGUUACAAGGAACAAGAGCGUGACCCUUAAUGUCAGAGAGAAGGACUCAAAGAAAAAAGAGGAAGACGAUGUCCCCCCAAAAUCCUGCAUGGUGGUCGAGUCUAAAAAUAAAAAAGAAGAGCCAGAAACCGCCUCCCCCGGGAAAGAGUUCCUGAAAAAUGUAGAGGCCGGCCUUCAAGAAGACAUUAAAUUCACACCAAAACGAGGCGACCAGCACAGGUCACAUUUCCGACACCAGCAGACUGUGGGCCAGAUAGCAGAAACCAGAGAGUGGCAACUGGAUACGGAUGAUAUCCGGUACGGGGUUCACAGAACCUACUCGGACCAAUCCCCACAAGAAGAACCGGGUUGCUGGACCAUAUGCAAGGUGUUGGGAAUGGACCUGUGCUGCUGUUGCCUCUGUACGUCGCCUCCAGAUCCAUAUUUUAUAGAGGAGGUAGAGGGUGAUGAACAGGCAGCAUGGCAAGAGGAGAGGAGAGAAAAUGAAGAAGUGAUACCAGAUGACAAAGCCAUGGACGAUAUCUCGUUCAAUGCGACCACUGAAAUAGAGAAUAAACCAAAACGUGUUGGGAGGAUGAAGAGAAUAAGACGUUUUUUUCGACGUCUCUUCUGCUGCACAUCAGGAUGUCGGGAGGAUUAAAAACACUCAUUAUAAAAUCAACGGCGCAUGUGUGAUAUAAACUAUUACGUGAAAACAAUGAUUAAUUUUUUUUGCUGCAUUUUUUAUGUUGAUGAAAAAUCGAUGAAUUCAAUAGUGAUUUAUCUUAUCAUACCGGAGAAAUUUGUUGAGAACAAAAUUAUACAUCAAACUGCCAUGGUGGAUUCAGCUCCAAAGAAAAGCUUGAGAUUGAGAUUGGGGUGGAAUGAAGAUCAACAAUACUUUUGAGGCAGCAACUGAAAACAACCGUGAAGAAGUGAACAUUUGCAGAUUGAAAUUAUUUGAAUCAACAGAUUUCCGUCUGGACUCCGUGUAAAAAAUGUUGACCACAAAUAAACCAGUGUUUAUGUCAACACUGUUCAUUGAAAUAUAUCACACAUGCGCCUGAUAAAUUAUAAUUGAAAAUUCAACUAUUGAUAAAAAAAACAUCUAAGGAUAAAAAUCAAUGUCUUCAGUAUCGCCUCAGUCUAUUAAACCACCGAUGUCAUCAUUAGUAAAGCAUCCAAACAACCUCCAACUUCAAGAACAGAAUUCUGUUCUACUCUUUGUAUGGGAUGUCCUUUCAAAUGGACGUUCGAAUGUUGAACGAUGGCUUAAUUAACCCUUAAUUAUGAGAGCUCCCAACAUACAAAUGUUAUGAUACAUGUAUAUGAUAUAAAGACCACUCCAUGAUGAGAGAUCAGGAGAACUGGUUUUUACAAAACGAUCUACUGAACAAAACUACAUGAAAUCCAAAAGUCUGGAUUGGAUGAAAAUCCUAACAAGUGCAGUAGCUGUCACUAUGAUGUGUACUUACACAUGCAUAAGACAUACACAUCUUAAUGAAUUCAUCUCAGGAGACCUGAUGUGUUUAUGCCAGCACCAUUCAAAGCCUGGAACUAGUUUCUGAGACCAUCCCAUGAAAAGUCCUUCUCCACAACUUGAAUUUGAUGAGCCUCUGACUAGCUGUAAGCUAGAAUGGACUCUAUUUCUUAAGGAAUUCAAAUUUUAUUUAUUUUAAUGUUUGCAUGAAAAUCAAGAUGAUCCCAUCUGAUAGAGUUAUUCAAAAAGGACCCUUUGACCGCUUUGCCAUUAAGUUGUUUCUUGUUAAUUAAUUAGUUAAUAACAUGUAAAUCGUUAACUAACAAUUGUUAUAAGUUUCUAAUUUAGGCAGUACUUUGACCGUACGUGGAACAGGAGCCAAAGCAAGCACAUCAGGCUGGUUCAGUGCUCAAACACUGAAUAGAAAGAGAUUACCAUUACAAUUAUAGUAUAGGGUGUUGGCUAUUGAUAGAAAUAGGACGCGUGUUUAUAGCAUCAAUUUUCAUGAAUGUUUGAGUACAUUGUAUUGAUAUUGCAACUAUUUUUUCUCCAGGCACUCCAUCAUGCUGAUGCAAACCAUUUUUGUCCGUUUAUUGUGCUCAUACACAUGAUGAAAUGCCACUUAGAUAAUAAAGGUGCUUGACGUCCAUAAAAAUCCCCAAAGGAAUGACAGCAGAAGAAUCCACUAGAUGGAGUUAUAGCACUAAUUAGAGAUGCUGAGUGAUUGGGGGUCGGUCUGUCAAGAUCAACAUUGAUGGGCGCCAGACAGAGAUCUGUGAGAGUGGGGACUACACUAAAUGAAGCAAAACCACUGCAGCGUGUUCAAGCUAUACCGUUUAUAUAUAUUUAUGUAAGAUUUGUAAUAAUGCUGAUGGUAGUGUUGAUUUGGAUGCGGUAAUUGUCCGCUCCAAUAUAUUUAUGUUUAAACUGCAAAUGUUAUGUUGAUGGGAGUGUUGAUUCGGGUGCGGAAAUUGUCCGCUCCAAUAUAUUUAUGUAAGUUUUGUAAUUAUGUAUUUAUGUAACUAAUAGAUUUGUAAUGUUAUUCUGUAUUUAUUAAAUUUUAUUUAUAUAUUUAUUAAAAUUAAUGAUUCUCUUAAGAAUUAAAGAUUGUUUACGUAAAAGAAACCUUUUCUCAUUGCAUGUCAGAAUCAUUGGAAGUUGGACUGUUGGAAGUGUAAUAGUUUGUA